Messenger RNA from Microplitis mediator, 1337 nucleotides. RefSeq lists its product as uncharacterized. The record is from RefSeq and is a predicted model, not a curated record. Lineage: Eukaryota; Metazoa; Arthropoda; Insecta; Hymenoptera; Braconidae. The transcript is spliced from 4 exons. Bases 4 to 903 code for a protein of 299 amino acids.
ACUAUGCUAUUAAAAAUGAGUAUAACAUGUGCCAUUUUAUUGGCUUUCUUCAGUAGCAGUAUGGCAGGAAUUAUUCAUUCAGCACCGAUUGUUGCAGCGCCUGUUGUAGCAGCUCCACUAGUUGGUUAUGCUAAGGCAGUACCUCAUAAUAUUCCACCUCAUGCAUCCAGAAUUGAUAUCAAUACAAGAGCAUUAGCUGCUCCUUAUGUCGUUGCGCCUGCUGCUCCAGUAGCUGUAGCUCAUGCAGCUCCAGUAGUUGCUGCACCUCCAGCUUUAAUUGAUUAUACCAGUUAUGCGUCUCCAUUAUACAGAUCCGCUUUUAUUGAAAAGAAUCAUUGUACAAGCUAUUUUAUUGCAAGUACUCUCGAAACUCUUCACUGUUUCAUGUCUCAGAAUACGUACCCAUCCAAUCGGGUGUGGCCUCCGGUCAGUCAAAGGCCAUCUAGUAUGCGAAAGCAUGGUAGGAAUGACCAGCAAGGGGGAUCCCCUGUAUGGAGGGGAUGCUUCUUUGUUAGCAAUCUAAAGCAAGACCGUAUAAAAGCACCUGAGAACUCUUGGAUAGUAUCGCAGUUUUCACAGCGAACUUCACAAGCAACUAAUUCUUUCACAAUGAUGACCAAGUGCCUCAUCCUCUUCUUCGCUCUGGUAGCUGUCUGUUCGGCGGGUAUUAUCGCACCUGCUGUACCAGCUGCGCUUACAGUAGGAACAUACGCAAGUAGUUACAAUGCACAUGCAAUCAACCAUGCGUAUGCUGCGCCUUACUAUGCUGCAGCACCAGCAGUCGCAGCACCUCUGACAUACUCAGCACCAUUGGCAUACUCACAUCCAUUGUCAUACUCAGCACCAUUCACAUACCCGGCAGCGUACGCUGGGUACAGCGGACCAAUAAUUGCACGCCGUUAAUCAUUUUCGAUCUGACCACCCACAGUCUUUAAAGUAUCAGUCAUUGUAAAUUUAAAAAAAGUGAGGAUACUUUUCAAAAAGAUUACCAAGUCAUAAUUAUUAAUGACAUAGUUCAAAAAUUUAUUAAUGUAAUAUUAUCAGUUCAGUCGACUUUUAAAUUAAACAAUUGUCCAGUAAUCGGUAUGAGGAUGACGAUUAAAUCGAUUAUUAUUGUUCAUUGAAAUGAUCGAGGAACUGAUGUACCAACUGGUGGUCGAUCGGCUUAUGGUAAUGAUCUACCGAUAUUUAUAUUGGUACGGAUCGUAACAGGGCGGUGGUGCCACUAGCACUUGAUCUCUCAAUUCAUCAUUCACUUUCAAAUAAAUACAAGUUAUUUUUAUCAUUUUUUUAUAAAUAUUAAAGUUGCAAAAAUAAAUAAAAAUUUAUUAAAUUUA